Molecule: messenger RNA, 3300 nt
Organism: Haliotis rufescens (red abalone)
Lineage: Eukaryota; Metazoa; Mollusca; Gastropoda; Lepetellida; Haliotidae
Exons: 3
Coding region: 84-428 (114 amino acids)
Source: RefSeq, a predicted model, not a curated record
GGUUGUUAUAUAAAAAGCCAGCCAACACCUGGUUCUUGAUUGAUGUUGGUGUGAAUCUGCAGGCACCUGACGCAACCCCGAUCAUGAUGAUGUUGAUAUUGCUGGCCUUGGUGAUGGGCGUUGCCCGCUGUUCUCUCGUCACCAACUGCACCGACUUCAACCCCGCCGUAUGUCAACCCGACCUCAUCGUCUACUGCUUCACCGACGGUACCACAGCACAGGGGUCAUGUGAGGCCAACGACAGAAUAUGCUUUGAGAACGCAACGUUAUCGGGAGACAAUUCUUGUUUCUCCACAAUGUCUUCAACGCUCUCAACGACGACAACUACGUCACAAAACGACAAUGGCGGAACGGUGCUAUCCCCGCAGUUGGUGUUAGUCCUGAUGAUGAUGCUUGCUGUGUGGCUGGGCCUUGACAAGAUGAUCUGAGAGCGUGGAUGGGGGAAUGCGGAGGACAGGGCAUGUGCUUCUCUGUGUGGUGUGGGCUUAAACAAAGCCUACCCAGUUAAACGGAAACUACAUACCAGUAUAUAACAAACCAAAUGCCGUAUCGAAGUUGAAUGAUCAACAUACAGUUUUUCUUCGUGUCUUCGUCACAGUACGCUAAAAUGCAUAGUUGGGCAUAAAUAAUAUUCAUAUAUUGCCUUAACUUUUCAAGCAUCGUUUAAAGGACGAGGUGGGAUGAGGGCCUUUCUGGAAUACUGAAUAAGUCAAAUUUUAGAUUUAUGGAAAAUCUUUUUAUAAAAUAUGAAAAUGAUCGGUUUUCAGGGACCCAUUCAUAUGGGUCUCAUCACUGUUUGGAAGCUGCUGGGGCAGAUGGUCCAGAUUGAUUGUUCUCUGGCGUUGACAAAUAUUUUGGGUACAAAUAUUGCUUGUGGCCAAAUAUUAGAAAAACGUUUCCUGAACAUGUUUUAACUAAUUGUUUGACAUAUCUUCGCCUAACCUAUACAUUUAGGAUUGUUAUAAUUCCAAAAUUAUUGGCAUGGACAAAGCACAUUCCAUUCAUAUGAACGCAUGUGGCAACUACCACAACAUUGUCUAAACAUGUUUCCUUGAAAUGAGCAAAUCCUUUGGGUCAUAAAGACCCUUCAUGGUUCCCACGUUUUUUCUUCCGAAAAAUUCCCUGACAUUUCCCUGAUAUUUCCAGAGAACUUAGAACUUUUCCAGACUGCAUUACACGGCCUCCAUUAUAACAACUGGGAGUGGUGUUUUAACUUUAUUAUAUAAACAGCUUUAAAAUAGACCAAUGGAAACGUCUUUUUUUAGAUAUUUCUGUACAAAAGUGUGUUAUGUUUGGUUUAAGGAAAACUAAGUCACCAAGUAAUUAUCCUCCCCUUAAGGCCAUCCAUCUGCCACCAUUUAAAGAGUGCAAACUACAAAUUAACUCCAUCAAUCAUUGCCUAAUCAAAACAAGUAUCACAAUUUUUGAAAAUGGACUUCAGGACUAGGAUCUCACAACUUUAGAAACAUGAACAUGAACUAAUUAGUAACAUUAUAAUAAAGUAAAUACCAUCACUACUUUCAGUGCAACAUUCAUGCACAGCAUUUCACAAACUAACCAUUCAAAUAUACAUCUGCACUUUCAAAAGGUCACCAGGGAAUAGAUAAUUAUAACCACAACUGAAGUCACCCUAAGUUUUUCCAAUGAUUUAUCUAACACUGAUACACUUUUCAUUAACAAAGAGCUUUAUAGAAUCCUAAUUGCAUUAUUUUGUUUGUUCUUGAACAGUAGAACUUUAUGAGAUUUGAAAUUUUACAUUCAAAUUGAUUUCUGAAAUUCAAAUGGUAAAAUAAUACCAAGGCAAUGUAAUAUUUUACUCAAAAUAUUUUAAAUUUAGAAUUUAGUUAGCUCUGGAGGUAAGGGGCGCAAAUCCCUAUCAGCCACAUUGACCUUGACCUUGAUAUAGUAAAAUUUGACAAAUACCUCUUUUUCAAACGAAUAAACUCCAUUGCUUAAAUUUGAGUGGCUGCCACAACCAUUAAAUAAUAGAGAGUAUGAGUUCCAAGAGCAAAAAAUCCCUGAUAUAUCCCUGAUUUUGAAGUUUUUAGUGAAUUCCCUGAUAUUUCCCUGACUGGAAAUUUUUCCAACACAUUUCCAGGUUUUCCAGGUUUUCCAGUGGCAGUGGGAACCAUGCCCUUAUUCGACAUUGUCCCUUAAAUAGACAAAAACACUUUUCUACUUUUCAAUUUUUUUAUUACGUUAAUGUUUGCACCUGUUCUCUGUUACACUGAACCUCGUUAUACCGUGUUCCCUCAGUAUACUGGCAUGUGUGACUACAGUCUAAUUAUGACUCACCAUUCUUUAAUCCACAUCUGUUCAACUGGUGAUUUAAAACAGUCUUCGUCUGUCCAUGAUUAACCAGAAUUAUAGAUUAAUACUGCGUCAUAUAUCAGCCCUGAUAAUGGAUAUCUAACAAGCACUUGACACUGAUCAAUCACUGCGGCCGACUUUAUUCGCGUCGUCUAAGUACAGCGAAACCUCGUUUAACCAGAAGGUUACUGAAUUGUCCGGAUUAAAUCAAAUAUGCAUUAAUUUCAUUUUCAUUGUCAUAAGACGUUGCGAACAGAAAUCGUCCGCAAUAAUGAUUAAUCUUGAUUAACGGGGUCUCACUAUUAUAGAUAAACGGAAGUUAACCGGACUAUUAAGAAUUUGAGUUUUUUCGGUGGGUCUAAAUGUCAAAUGAAUUGCAAAAAAUGUUUACCAAAACGCCUGUAAAGCCAGUUUCCCGUUGGAAACCAAUGCAUCAGAUCAAGUCACACCGUAGGCAUGUUGUAAUUUUGACUUCAAAACGGUUGACGCGUUUUAAAAACUGAUAUCCUAUAACAGAGACAAGACUAUUUUCAUAUCACAGUGUGGGUAUGAGGGUAUGGUGGCAUGGGUUAACGAAGAGGGUGGGGUUCACUCACAAAAAUAAAAACGGAAAAAAAAAUUUGAGACCCCGUUAAUCCAGACAGUACUUUUCCAUGUGAAAUUGUCCGGACCAGCGAAUGUCCGGAAUAAUGAAAAUAGUUGUGAAGUCAUGUAUCCUUGGUUUGUGUAGACCUUCCAAACGUUCACUCCCGGAUCGGCCAGAGGGUGUUUUUCCGGGCUUGUGGAGUUUCGCUGUAUUUACUGCGGCAUAAAGCUUGACCUUGUGAUUAUGUUGUCUGCUUCCGGAAACAGUCACAGCGUAUGACGACAUAUAUGACUGGUUCAAACCACGAGUCGUCCUAAUAUGUGUGUAAAACUGUGUAUGGCUCAGUAUGUGUCUCUUUAAUGUCGUCAAUAAACUCUCAAACUUACCACUGUUAUUGUCUUGAC